AUGGGUGCGCAGGGCCCUGCUGUGUCUGCAGGUGCACAGGGCCAUGCUGUCUCUGCAGGUUGCAGGGCCAUGCUGUCUCCUGCAGGGGUGUGCAUGGCCAUGCUGUGUCUGCAGGUGUGCAGGGGCCAUGCUGCGUCUGCAGUAUACAGGGCCAUGCUGCGUCUGCAGGUGCACAGGGCCAUGCUGUGUCUGCAGGUGUGCAGGGGCCAUGCUGCGUCUGCAGGUAUACAGGGCCAUGCUGCGUCUACAGGUGUGCAGGGCCAAUGCGGCGUCUGCAGGUGUGCAGGGGCCAUGCUGCGUCUGCAGGUGCUGCAGGGCCAUGCUGUGUCUGCAGGUAUGCAGGGGCCAUGCUGUGUCGCAGGUGUGCAGGGCCAUGCUGUGUCUGCAGGUGCUGCAGGGGCCAUGCUGUGUCUGCAGGGCUGCAGGGCCAUGCUGUGUCUGCAGGUGCUGCAGGACCAGUGCUGUGUCUGCAGGUAUAGCAGGGGCCAUGCUGUGUCUGCAGCUGGUCUGCAGUACACACUGGAACCCUGGAGAAGCAGGCUAACUCCAGUGAAGGAAUGGACUUGCCAGCAGAGAGCAGGGGCAAGCAGGGCAAAGAGCAGAGCUUCCUCCAUGGCCUUUAAUAGAGGCGUGCCACCAGAAGGUGUUGGCCAGAUUCUUCUCACCCGACCUCAAAUAUCUGGAUUUAGGGGAAGGGAGAGGUUCCGGUGCUACAUAGACCUGUUGGCCUCUGACAUUGAGGAAGGCUGUAGACAAGAGACUGAAGCUACAAAGGAAAGUUCUCAUGCUGGGGCUACCAUGGGGAAACUGGGCCUCCUGGCCUCUGUGAACAAGAGAGAAGAAACUGCAAGGCCACAGCGCGCAGGCUUCUUUGUCAACUGUCCAGGGACUGGGGAACAUGACCUGAUUCUGGGCAAGAGAGGGGCAUUUGACCUUGUCUGUGCCAUGCCUGGAGUUGGGACCUCACCCACCAUCCUGAACCUUGGCUUCCUGGCUGGGGCAUUCACCUUGGGCUAUGCAGCAGACAGUUAUGGCAGGAUACUCAUUUACUUAAUAUCCUGUUUCGGUGUUGGCGUCACAGGGGUCGUGGUGGCAUUUGCAACCAAAUUUUCCGUGUUUGUCAUCUUCCGCUUCCUGCAAGGCGUGUUUGGAAAGGGGGCGUGGAUGACCUGCUUCGUGAUUGUGACUGAGAUAGUAGGUUCAAAACAAAGGAGGAUUGUGGGAAUCGUGAUCCAGAUGUUCUUCACGCUUGGAAUAAUCCUCCUCCCUGGAAUUGCCUACUUUACCCCCAGCUGGCAGGGCAUUCAGCUUGCCAUCUCGCUCCCCAGCUUCCUCUUCCUCCUCUAUUACUGGGUAGUUCCUGAAUCUCCCCGCUGGCUGAUCACCCGGAAGCAAGGGGAAAAAGCUUUGAAGAUCCUGAGACAUGUGGCUAAGUGCAAUGGGAAAUACCUCUCACCAAAUUACUCGGAGAUCAUGGUUACAGACGAAGAAGUUAGCAACCCAUCCUUUCUAGACCUUGUGAGGACUCCCCAGAUGAGGAAGUGCACACUCAUUCUGAUGUUUGCUUGGUUCACAAGUGCCGUGGUGUAUCAAGGACUCGUCAUGCGCCUGGGAAUCGUCGGAGGCAACCUCUACAUCGACUUCUUCAUCUCGGGACUUGUGGAGCUGCCUGCAGCCCUCUUGAUCCUUCUGACCAUAGAGCGUCUUGGACGACGCCUUCCCUUCGCAGCAAGCAAUAUAGUGGCUGGGGUGGCGUGCCUGGUCACUGCGUUCUUACCAGAAGGGAUACCAUGGCUAAGGACCACAGUUGCUACCCUAGGAAGACUCGGGAUAACCAUGGCCUUUGAAAUUGUUUAUUUGGUAAAUUCAGAGUUGUACCCUACAACAUUAAGGAACUUUGGGGUUUCGCUCUGCUCAGGCUUGUGUGACUUUGGGGGGAUCAUAGCUCCAUUUCUACUCUUCCGACUAGCAGCUGUGUGGCUAGAACUACCUCUGAUCAUCUUCGGCAUCCUGGCAUCUAUCUGUGGAGGCCUCGUGAUGCUUUUGCCUGAAACCAAGGGCAUCGCCUUGCCCGAGACAGUGGACGACGUGGAAAAGCUUGGCAGCUCACAGUUGCAUCAGUGUGGCAGGAGAAAGAAAACCCAGGUCUCCAAUUCUAACGUCUGAGGUCCCUACAUCGCCUGGAGGGCUGGAGCUGUGUGGGUACCACCCACAGCCAGGAGAAGCCGAGCCUGGGGGAAUAAUACGCCUGUGUGGUGCGCGUCAACUCCUCCUGGUGACGCCUUUCCAAGGAACCUUAAAGCCAGAGUAUUUUGUAUGGUAUAGGACGGAUAAGGUUUGUCAUGCUACCCAAGCUUCUGGGAACACGCAAUCUUUGACCUGUCUUGCAAAGCGCCUAUAGGUACACAGAUUCUGCGUAGGCUUUCUUUUGUCGGGAGCAUUGGCUCUGACCCAUUGGGUUAAGGGAAGAUGGUUCUCAGGAUAGCCCCAUCCAGGAGGCAGGAUGAACAAACCGAGGAUCGGCACGUGCACAGAAAUGUGCUCAGCUGAUUCUAUCAAGUCAGCAGUGAGCUGUGUUUCGAAAGUCUGAGAACUGCUAUUCCUGCUUCCCCUGUACUCCAAAACACACACCUUCACCGAGCCAACAUGUCAGGUGUUGUGUCCCCAUGUCCCGUGUGGUCCCCCACCCCUUCUGCCUUCUACAGCCUUGAGGUUCCAGGCCCCAGACUAAGCACAGUUCCCUAAAUAAUAAUAAUAAUAAAUACGGACAAAUCACACAUCUGUGAGAACCUGGCUGUAUUCGUAUACAGUUAUAAUGGGGUCCUGAGACCCCUGAUAUUUUGUGUUCUCCUUCAGUGGACCCUUGUAAUCACAGACUCUUUACUAAGGAAGAAUAAAACAUGGAUUAUGA
This is a messenger RNA of Arvicola amphibius (Eurasian water vole), 2911 nucleotides long. RefSeq names its product solute carrier family 22 member 3-like. Gene Ontology annotation, biological process: transmembrane transport. Gene Ontology annotation, cellular component: membrane. Gene Ontology annotation, molecular function: transmembrane transporter activity. The record is from RefSeq and is a predicted model, not a curated record. Lineage: Eukaryota; Metazoa; Chordata; Mammalia; Rodentia; Cricetidae.